Suillus plorans is the source of this 2425-nucleotide messenger RNA. RefSeq lists its product as uncharacterized. The record is from RefSeq and is a predicted model, not a curated record. Lineage: Eukaryota; Fungi; Basidiomycota; Agaricomycetes; Boletales; Suillaceae. Gene Ontology annotation, molecular function: Arp2/3 complex binding. Gene Ontology annotation, biological process: endocytosis; actin cortical patch localization; actin cortical patch assembly. Gene Ontology annotation, cellular component: actin cortical patch. The transcript has 9 exons. Bases 219 to 2093 code for a protein of 624 amino acids.
AGUGAAGGUUAAACGGUUGCCCACGAUUUUCACUGUCUGUUCGCCGUUCACUAUAAGUCGCUCAGCCCGGGAUUGUUGCCAAGAACCAGUGGGUGCCGUCCGAAUCUGCAAUUUUCGCCUUCCAAAUCUAGGCCUUCAAAGCUGCCAAAAAAAUCUGAUCGGACAUUCCAGUGUGAUUCCUACCCGCCUCGUGUUUCACCCACACAGCGAUUAGAAUCAUGCUUGUACAGACAUCCGAAUCAAAGGUCAACAUGCUUGCUGAAGAUGACUUCGGGAUUGUCUAUCUUAUAGAGAAUGCACAACAGUUUUGGUCAGAGCUUGACGAUGUCCUUCGAGUUCCGAGCGAUGGCUCUGCCACGUUAUCCAUGUUAGACACUGCACUCAGGAGGUUUGUGUCCCUCUGCGCCUCUUAUCACGAACAGUUCCUUCAAAGUCCCAUGCAGCUGGAACAUGCAUGCAAUCUUCUGCUUGACUCCGAAUUGUUCGUGUUUCACUCUGAACGGAUGUGCGAGUUGGUCAUCGAGGAUGUCAAGUCUAAAACAAAUCCUCACUCACAACUCAUUCUAUACAGCGUACUAUUGUUCCACGGUCGCCGUCAAUCGAACUUCAUUCGCUCCCAUAAGCAUUGGCAACCCCUAAUACCGCUUCUCAUGGAUCACGUUUUGGUGGAAAUAAACCUAGAUACAGAGGACAUCUAUCUUGGGGCAUCCUCCAUAUCAAAUGGUUCCGGUUCACGCUCCAGCUUGGUGGUUGGCCAUAUACCUAUAGAGGCAAAGUUAAGGGGUCUGGGCGUGAGGCUACUCUAUGAAGUGUGCCGGGUUCAGAAACUGUCUUUACAUGAUCUGAAUGUUUUCAACGAUCAGUUUCUCGAUAAUUUGUUUGAGCUUGUAGAGCAGACUCGAUUUAUGUCCGAUGAAACUCUGAAUUACUCCAUAAUCAAAUUGAUCGUUGCAUUGAAUGAGCAGUUCAUGGUAGCCUGUUUAAGCAAUAAUCAACAUUCUGGAGUCAAGGAGCCAGAAUUGCAAAAUCGAGUGCUCAACGUUCUUAUAUCUCGUCUCGGAUCUAGCAAGACUUUUGGUGAAAACAUGAUAUUCAUGCUCAAUCGUGCUUCGCGAUCCGCUGAAGACCUGUGUAUGCAACUUCUGGUGCUCAAGCUUCUUUACAUUCUUUUCACCAACAAAGCAACGUCAGAAUAUUUUUAUACAAACGAUCUACGUGUCCUUGUGGAUGUCUUCUUGCGCGAACUGGUCGACCUUGAUGAGGAGAGUGAAUCUCUUCGGCAUACCUAUCUUCGUGUUAUGCAUCCACUGCUCACAAAGACACAAAUGCGGGGUGUGCCAUAUAAACGUCCGCAGAUUGUUAUUGCCCUUGAAUCCCUUAUUCAAAAUGGAAAUAUCCGAGACAUCAACCCCACAACGAAACGUUUGGUUGAACGAUGUCUCGGAGGGGAGUGGUGUGUGCAGCUGCGAAGGACAUCACACGAUAAAGAUGCACUCAACCGCCAAGGAGAUUUUCGACACAACAGCCCAAGUCACGACAUCAUUGCGUCCACGACGCAAGAUACUGUGUCUUCUCGAGCACCAACUUCGCCGGACGUGGAGCAUGACCCUGCUUCCAAGGCGCUGAGCUCGAAGCUGAAGGUUAUAAAGCACCAUAGAAGUGUUGAAAGCAUACACGGACCUACAUCUCCGCGGCUACCCUCCCCAAGGUCGGUGAAAGCAGCAUACAUGCGUUCUAGCACAGACAGCACAACGAGUCUAGCGGCUGCAACCCCCACUGCAUCUAGACAACGAGAGAAAGCUAGUUCUGUUGACGAUGUCACUAGUACUGUCACACUCCAUCCAGAGAAGAGCGUUUUCGCGCAACAAUCCAGACCGUCUUCGUCUAGUUCUUUGAACAUUCCUCCGACUGCAUCUGUCAACCACAAGGUUCGAAGGCCGGCGCCUGCACCGCCCAAGAGAAGAAAGCCUCCUCCAGUGCCUGUCGGAACAACCAAUAGCGGCGCUACAAUCACAGCCAUCGCAACCUCUGCUUCUACUCCAGUCCUUGGUCAGUUAGGGAAGAGCAACAAGCUGGUGUGCCGCCAACUGUAGCUUAUAAAUCAUCGCAGGAGUUUCGGAACUCUGCUUUACACUAGCCGUUCUUUUCUCACUCGCAAGCAUUGUCUCGUGCAUUGAUCAUUCGCAUCUGGACCCUCCAUCUCAUAGCUAGGACACUCACAUUGGAUACAAAAUGUACAGCUUCCUCACAGCACUUAUUUAAACCCUUCGUUCAUCAUGUCCCAGGAUUUAUCUCAUUUGAUUGCGUUCUUGAAUUUAUUUCCUAAUUUUCUUGAUUUCUUACUCGCAUUUUCUUGUAAGCACAUUGGGGCCCAACAUCCUCAUUUCAGGAAGUGUUGUCCUGUCCAAUCUUCACUCAACUGCAG